GACUUCUUUUAUAUACAGCCCGCUUUCAUAAGAACGCUCUAGUGAACAGUGCAGACUUUGACGCUGACAUAGUUUCCCGGGGAGCCUGUGACAGCUGGCGGAAGUGCGUCACUGGCGCGGCGAUUUGAUUUUCCCGGUCUCUGUAGAGAAGUGAGUUGUCUGCGGCGGAGGAGUCAGAGUGCUCCGGCUCUGAGGCGGAGGAGUCGGGGUUUAUGGAGCGGUACGUGCUGCUCAUUUACUGGCAGAGACAGACUGAGAGUUCCCGGGAGUCACAGCAGCAGGAGCCGCCGCUACCUUCAGGAUUAGCCGACGUGAAGGACUUCUAUACGCACCUGAAGGAGCAGUGCACCCUACACACAGACGCCUUCCCCGGUUGUUCCUUAGCUGGAGAACCGGGAACAAGGAAAUGUUUUUUUGCCAUCCAGGCCACCAACGGCAUUACCCAGUACUCCAGUCCUGACUGGGAGGAUUUGUGCCCCUGCUCGGUCUCUGACAGUGAGGAGCAGCCCUCGAGCACCAUAGACGACUGUAUAUGUGCACUACAGAGCCCAGAGGAUGAUGAGGAUGACUGCAGCAGCAGGGACUCUGUGUCUCAGGCGAGCUUAUUUCAAGAAUCUGCAGAAUUGAUCCAUCAGCUGUCGGACAAGCUCCCUGCGCCAGGCCGAGUGCUGGUGGACGUCCUGCUGAUAUCUCCGAAUGUUCCAAAACUGAAGGAGUGCGUCCUUGCAGUGGGGGCAAUAAAACAUCUGAAGGAGUGGCAUGCUGCCAAGAUCACCAUUGUCACCAGAGAGCGCAGAGGGUGGCAAAAAAUUUCUAAUUAUCUGUCAGCGAAUGUAAUCACUCCUGACGGCCUGACCAGUGCACUAGAUCCACAGGAGUUCUGGAGAGGCUCAGUGGAGAUCAGCGAGCAAAAGUUUACUUCUGAGGUGGAAUUCCAAGACUUCUGCAUCAGAUCUUGCUGUGAUGUCGGUUCUCAGUCACGUUUUCUCAAACUGAGCGAUGCGUGUAAAAAUCAGCACGAUGGAAACCAAAAGUCCUUGCUACCAGAGGUUUUUCAUUACUAUGGGUUGUCCCUGGAAUUCAUACAGAUGGUGUCCUUGUCAGAACUACCUCCUUACUUCAUAUCAAGCUGUGUCUAUGAGCUAUGUCUGACAAGAAACUCUCUUCAAGGAAAAUCAAAGCUGAUGUUGGGUCAGCUCUGCUCCAUGAAUGACAAGGUAGGGGCUAUAUUUAUGCUCUCCUGCAACGUCUGCAGCCAUCCUCUGCCACCUGCGCUCCAGCGUAGCUCAAAGAAAUGGAAAGAUUAUAUGUCCAGAAAGCCAAAAGAAAUCCAAGCUCCAGGGAUCGAGCUGAAAGGCGAGUACUGCAGCUACUAUUUCCUAAUUCAGGGGAAAGACAAUGGAGUCUGCAAGGCGACAAUGCUUCAUUCCGCCGGUCAGAUUAAUGGCGCAGCUUCUCUUGUUUUGUUGCAUCGACGCCUUCGGGAUAAGCCCAACACAGAUGAAUCAAAUUUUAGUGCAUUGAAGACUCUCCCACAUUACCAUGGUGAUCACCUUAUGAAGAGAGAAAAAUGUUUGGCUGAAGCUCAGGCUUUAGUUGUCAAAGAAUAUCUCCAAAGACAAGAAGCUGGCCAACCUGUUAACUCCUUAAAAGCCUUGCUAAAGCUUACCCGGGAAAGUGUGCUGAGAACAUUUGAGAGCAAACUAAGGAACACAGACUUCAACCAGGACUUGAAAUCAAGUCUAUAUAGAGCGCCCCCUUCAGGCUCUGAUGCAAGCUCAUUAUUUAAUAUGAAUUCAUCUGAAUGGCCGGAAAGAAAUGUUCUGCAGAAUUUGGAAAAUUUUGAGAAAAUAAAGCAGAGAAUUAGGGCCUCUAUUCUCUCCAGUUCAGCAGAUCAUCUUCUUGGCCGGAAGGACAUUCAGAAAGAAGGGAUUACUCUCCUGGAUGCUAAAGAGUUACUGAAAUACUUCACUCCACAAGGUGCAGCAGUUGGCGAGCUCCAGCCUUUGCAGGUUCAAAGAGGUGAGAACACUUUCCUGUUAACUCCAGAACUUACCCCUCGGAAACUGAGAGCUCUGCCUUUUGACAAAGCGUCAGCCUGUCAUUACCAUGGACUCGAAUAUUGCCUUGAUAACAGGAAAGCUCUGGAUCGGGACGUAGGAUUUUCAGAGCUUCAGUCUCGUCUGAUUCGCUAUGAAACCCAGACGACCUGCACACGAGAGUGCUGUCCUAUCCCUUUUGCCCUGAGCCCUCUUCCAUCUCCUGCGGUUCUCUCUGAGCCAGGAAGUGUUCCAGAUGGAGAAUCCUUGCAAGGCGCUGACCCCCUGAGGCUGAAGCGCCGUUCCCGGGACUUAGAUGGGUUAAUUGCAAGCAAAAGGCUCGCUAAAUCUGAAAGCUCGGACUCUCUGCUGUCCAUUGCUAGUGAAAGCAGUGGCCCUAAUGCAAGCACCAAAGUGAGCAGGCCUCGAUCAGAAAGGGUAGCGCCAAUGUCCUCCUCAGUCAGACCGACCUCCAGAGAUCGGGGCACAUCUUUAAGCAGCAAUUCGACCCAGCCACAGCAAAGUACGAAUCCUAAUACAGAGGUCAAGGAGUCCAGGUCUCAGAAACACAAUCGGAUGCUGAGGGAGGUGGUUUGUAAAACUCUUCUCAAACAUGGCAUUCAGGAGGGGCACCUGUGCUACGCGGCCUGCCUUCAGCGUCUCUUUGACAUCUCCAAGUUCUUCCUAAAGGAUCUAAAGACUUCAAGAGGCCUUCAUGACGAGAUGAAGAAAGCUGCGAGUAACAAUGUUAAGCAGGUUAUCCAAUGGGAACUGGACAAGCUGAAGAAAAAGUAGCCACCUGAUGAUGUGUGAUAUAUUUAUUUGUGUGAUUGUAGAUUGACUUUUCCUUUAUUAAUAAACCGUUCACCUUCUCU
Messenger RNA from Bufo bufo (common toad), 2914 nucleotides. RefSeq names its product MDM2 binding protein (gene MTBP). The coding region runs from base 213 to 2834 and encodes 873 amino acids. NCBI's taxonomy places the organism in Eukaryota, Metazoa, Chordata, Amphibia, Anura, Bufonidae. Gene Ontology annotation, biological process: traversing start control point of mitotic cell cycle; protein localization to kinetochore; regulation of protein ubiquitination. Gene Ontology annotation, cellular component: kinetochore. The transcript is spliced from 22 exons. The record is from RefSeq and is a predicted model, not a curated record.